CUACCGUGUCUUUCAAAGAGGAAGAAACCUGUGAGUUCCUUGAGCCUCAGGUUCCAGGGAUUUGUCCCUCCAACACUAGUUUCUAUGGAAACCAGAAACUAAAGGCACCUGCCAAGUCCACAAUCAGCCUCCUGGGGGGAUGGACUCAGGUGGAGGUGUGAUGGAUUGCCCAGUGAUUCACCAGAAGCUGGGACAGGACACGUGGCUGUCCCUGACAAAUGAACACCAGAUAAACAAGAGCGUGAACAAAAGCAUCCGCAUCCUUGUCACGAUGGCCACAUCUCCAGGAAGCAAAACCAACAAGAAGAUAGUGUCUUUUGAUCUCUCGAAAGGGGGCUAUCCAGAUCACCUGGAGGAUGGCUACCACUUUCAAUCAGAAAACCUGAGCCUGAAGGUCCUGGGGAACAGGAGGGAGAGUGAAGGAUGGUACUUUGUGAGCGUGGAGGAGAACGUGUCUGUUCAACAAUUCUGCAUGCAGCUGAAGCUUUACGAGCAGGUCUCCACUCCAGAGAUGAAAGUGCUAAACAAAACCCAGGAGGACGAGAAUGGGACCUGCAGCUUGCUGUUAGCUUGCACGGUGAAGAAAGGGGACCACGUGGCUUACCGCUGGAGCAAUGAGGCAGGCACCCACGUGCUGAGCCCAGCCAACAGCUCCCACCUCCUGCAAGUCACGCUUAGCAACCAGCAUCAAGACAGCAUCUUCAACUGCACAGCAAGCAAUCCUGUCAGCAGUCGCUCUAGGCCCUUCGACCUACAGAAAGAAUGCUGGCAAGAAUCCUCCCCAGAACCGAAUUCAUGGAUACCAUACAUUGUUGUACCAUUAGUGGUCAUUAUAAUCAUCUUCCUGGUUUCCAUAGCAAUGAUAAUGAUGAAAAGACAAGGUAAACCAAAUCACUUCCAGCCACCAGUGGAAGAAAAAAGCCUUACUAUUUAUGCCCAAGUACAGAAAUCAGGGCCUCAAGAGAAGAAACUUCAUGAUGCCCUGGCAGAUCAGGACCCCUGCACGACCAUUUAUGUGGCUGCAACAGAGCCUGCCCCAGAGUCUGUCCAGGAACCAAACCCUACCACAGUUUAUGCCAGUGUGACACUACCAGAGAGCUGACCCAUAGGCCCAGUAAAAGGACUUUUUGAAGGAGAAAAGAAAAAACAAAAUCCACACUGAACUGGGUCCCAGGUCCCAAGUUCUCUGUGACAGAAACUGCACAUCUGUACCCUUCUCCAAUCACUGCCCUGGUGAUGGAUCUGUACAGGCUUGCCUGUGAAGUAGAUAAGGAAGGGAGGCUUCCUGGGCAUGUAGCCUGCUCUGCGGCUGGCACAGACACGAAGCAGAGAUCCCUCGAUACAGCAUUCCAUCUUUGCUGUAGCAGAUAAUGCGAGUUUAGGAAUCUCACUCUUUGCUGGGCUGGAUAACAGAACCCAGAAACAACAACAACAGCAACAACAGCAACAACAGCAACAACAACAACAACAACAACAACAACCACCCAAGACUUAGGCUGAGCACAAGGUACAAAGCCAUUUUGGCUCUCUGUACUUUAGUCUGGAAGCUGAUACCGAUCACCUCAAGACCAAGGGCUCUGUGCCUCAGUUUCUCUCUUACAUAAAGCAUAAAGAAUGAAGUCUUUGUUGUCGGAGAUCAUUCUAUAAAAGAACGGAGAUUUUAUUUGCAAAACUCAAGCUAGCAAUUCAAUAGACUUGAAGAUGAUUUUGGAGCUUCUUAAUCUUCAAACAACAGAAUGGAACCCAUCUAAGAUUCUUCAGUGCACAGGUCUCAGCAAGCAUUCUGUUUAAGUCAGAGCAACAAUGUUUGGUAAUGCUGUUGUAAAGUUGCCUGGGAUACUCAGAGGAACUUGUCCCAGGGAGGUGUUUUUCACUUCUUCAAAGGACUUUUCAAUUUAAGUUCUUUGUUUACUCCCUUGAGCAAAACUCUGGAUCCUCAAGAUCCCCUCUCCAUUGGUUCUGAGGCCAUUUUAUAACCUACGCCUCCUGUGGAACUGCAUGUCUACCAUCCACUUCCUAUCUCACUGCAUACCUCUGUGUAGUAGUAAAUUUAACUUCAAGUAGAAAAUUAAAUUAUUUUGGUGGAACAGUUCCAAAUGACUAGAUGUUCAGUCUCUUGGCUAACAGGACGUAGGUAGAGUCUAUGUAAAGACCUAUUUUCUGCAUGUUGUCUGCCCUCAGAGAGGCCAUCUUUCAACUUGUUGUCAUUCUUAUACAUCUUUGGCAAAUAUUUUUAAAAAAUAACCAUUGUGGAGAUGGGGAGAGAUCUAAAUGGAUAAUAGUACUUGCUUUGCAAACAUGAAGAUCCGGGUUCAAACUCCUAGUGUCCAUGUAAAAAGAUGGGUGUGGCUGAGUGUGCCUGUAAAAAAACAGACAGGUCUAUCCAGCCUGGCAUUAAUGUCAAGUCCCCUGAGAGUGACAGAGGAAGACACUCCCUCCACACAUACAUUACAAAUAAAACCCCUAAAAUAUCAAUGCAUAACAAAGAACACCAACUGCCCAGCUCAAAACUCUUAUGCCCCAUUACCCUGUACCUUUCUGUAUUUAGAUAAUUUACAGUGUAAGUCCUGUUGCUCCAUGUAUCCUCUUUUGUGUUACUAACUUAUGUCAAAGCAUUUCCAAUUAUAAUCAACAAAAGCUAA
Molecule: messenger RNA, 2642 nt
Organism: Mastomys coucha (southern multimammate mouse)
Lineage: Eukaryota; Metazoa; Chordata; Mammalia; Rodentia; Muridae
Gene: Slamf1
Product: signaling lymphocytic activation molecule family member 1
Exons: 7
Coding region: 140-1102 (320 amino acids)
Biological process (GO): lymphocyte activation
Cellular component (GO): membrane; cell surface
Molecular function (GO): signaling receptor activity
Source: RefSeq, a predicted model, not a curated record